This is a messenger RNA of Cuscuta epithymum, 1872 nucleotides long. The record is from the annotation of a GenBank genome assembly. NCBI's taxonomy places the organism in Eukaryota, Viridiplantae, Streptophyta, Magnoliopsida, Solanales, Convolvulaceae.
GCACUAUCUAUCUUCCGCGAAAGUACAGAGGCACUGUAAGAAGAUCCCAAUUCCCAAAGUAGUUCGUGGAAGAAGCUUUCUGCUCGACAUUGGAAUGCUAAAGGGAGCCAAGCAAAGCCCAGAAAAUCUCGAAACCAGAGGGUAGUAAUGGGGUUCACUAUGGGUCUGAAUAUGGUUCUUCUGUUGGCUAUGGUAGCCACCAACAUCCUCUCUCUCUACCAUCUCUCCUCCAACAUCCAAUCUAAGUCCCCUGCCCCAGCAGUCACUCCGGUGCCUGACCACCUCCUCCGCCAGCUCCAGACCAUACGCGCCACCAUCAACCACCUCACCUCUCUCCACCCGCCCACUCCUCCAUCCUCCAACAAGAAAGCUUCCCCUGCCAUUCCCUCCGAUCUUCUCCUCUACGCCCAUAUGUCUCCCAUAGCUUCUGCUUGCAAAGACUACCCUGAUUUGCUCCACCAGUACAUGAAUUACACCCCCUUCCACCUCUGCCCCUCUGAUUCUUCAAUCUCCGAGUCUUUGAUUCUCCGCGGGUGCCACCCUCUUCCUCGCCGGCGAUGCUUCUCCCGGACCACCGCAGUGACUCCCACCUCCCUCCCGAAAAACCCGUUUUCCGGUUUGCCGGACAAUGCUGUCAUUUGGAAGAACUACGACUGCAAGAGCUUCAGCUGCUUGUCCAAGUCGAACCCUGGAUUAGGAUUUGAUAUGAAAUUGGAGCAAUCGAAGUUCUUAUCGGCCAAAUCAGAUCUGGAUCUGUCAAUUCCACAACUACUCCAGAUCGCUAAGUCUGCGAAGAGUGUGAUUAGGCUGGGGCUGGACAUAGGCGGCGGGACAGGCACCUUUGCGGCCCAAAUGAAGCUUCAAAAUGCCACGGUGGUGACGACCACCAUGAAUCUCGGAGCACCCUACAAUGAGGCGGUGGCACUGAGGGGGAUGGUCCCACUGCACGUGCCGCUGCAGCAAAGGCUGCCGGUGUUUGAUGGAGUGAUGGAUGUAGUGAGGUGUGGGCACGCCGUGAACAGGUGGAUUCCGGUGACUAUGAUGGAAUUCUUGUUCUAUGAUGUGGAUAGGGUGUUGAGAGGUGGUGGGUACUUGUGGUUGGACCAUUUCUUCAGUAAAAGAUUGGAUCUUGAGAAGAUAUAUCGGCCUAUGAUCUGGAAGUUAGGGUACAAGAAGGUGAAGUGGGCUGUGGCAAAUAAGACUGAUUCAAGUGGUGUGAAGAACCAGGAGGUGUAUUUGACAGCCCUUCUUCAGAAGCCGGUGUCGAGAUGAGACGUAAAUGUUGAGGGGCUACUACUAUCACUGGCUACUGCAAUGACAAAACUCAUUCCCUCUCAAUGUUCAUUCAGUCUAUCACGGAGUUUCUUUCCUGUCGAUUUUGAAGACCACUACUGUCUUAAUUUGGCACCGAAUUUAGGUGAAUUUCGCAGUUGCGGCUGAUAGAAGGGUGUUUCAGAUUGAAAAAAAAAACAGGGUGUUUCAGAUUAGUGAAUGGAGGGGAAAAGUACUGCGUGUUAGAGGCAUCCAAUCUCCUUUCUUCAUUUUAAGUUUUUCACGAGAGGGAAGGGGGUGUGAGCUGUUCUUCACCAGAAGUAGGCCUGGCCUCGGGCCGGUUCGGGCCCGGUUCGGGCCUGGGCCCGGCCGGGCCUCGGUUCGGUAAUGUAAGGCCCGGGCCCGGCCCGCCUGUGAGCGGGUGACGGUUCGGGCCGGGUGACCCGGCCGGGCCCCGGGUCGGGUGAACCGGCGGGUCGGGUCGGGCCUAGAAUUUUUUUUUUUUUUUUAUCUUAUAUUCUUAUACAUCUACUUGGAAUCUUGAAUAUUAAAAUUAUUUAAAAACAAUCUUGAAGUACAUUUAUGUGAAAUAAGUAAUAA